This is a messenger RNA of Orcinus orca (killer whale), 3714 nucleotides long. RefSeq names its product thymocyte selection associated (gene THEMIS). The transcript has 6 exons. Gene Ontology annotation, biological process: T cell receptor signaling pathway. NCBI's taxonomy places the organism in Eukaryota, Metazoa, Chordata, Mammalia, Artiodactyla, Delphinidae. The record is from RefSeq and is a predicted model, not a curated record. Bases 140 to 2083 code for a protein of 647 amino acids.
UCCACCCAAGUCGGGCUCCAGUGUGACAUUCCUGCCUGAGAAAGGAAUGAUGAAGUGAGACUACAGUUGCAGACAAGUGACACCCAGAAGCCAAAAGCUUCUGUAAGUACCAGGUCUGCACAAGACCCAAGCCAAAGCAAUGGCAUUGUCGCUGGAAGAAUUCAUCCACUCCCUUGACCUCAGGACCCUCCCCAGGGUCCUAGAAGUCCAGUCAGGCUUCUAUUUUGAAGGUUCUAUUUAUGAAAUGUUUGGAAAUGAAUGCUGUUUGUCAACAGGAGAAGUGAUUAAAAUUACUGGCCUCAAAAUUAAGAAGAUCAUAGCUGAAAUUUGUGAACACAUUGAAGGUUGUGAGGCUCCACAACCAUUUGAACUGCCUAUGAAUUUUCCAGGUCUUUUUAAGAUUGUGGCUGAUAAAACUCCAUACCUCACUAUGGAAGAAAUUACAAGAACCAUCCAUAUUGGACCAAGUAGACUGGGGCAUCCUUGCUUCUAUCAUCAGAAGGAUAUAAAACUAGAGAAUCUCAUCAUAAAGCAAGGUGAGCAAAUCAUGCUCAACUCAGUCGAAGAGAUCAAUGGAGAAAUAAUGGUGAACUGUGGUGUGCUAAGGAAUCAUCAAAAUCACUCAUUUACUUUGCCUUUGUCACAAGAAGGAGAGUUCUAUGAGUGUGAUGAUGAACAUAUUUAUACCCUAAAGGAAAUUGUCCAAUGGAAGAUCCCCAAGAACAGAACACGAACUGUGAAACUUACAGACUUUUCAAAUAAGUGGGACUUAACAAAUCCAUUCCCUAAAGGCUUUUAUGGUGCUGUGAUUCUCAAGCCUGUUUAUGAAAUUCAAGGUGUGAUGAAAUUUAGAAAGGAUAUAGUCCGUAUCCUCCCCAGUUUAGAUGUUGAAGUCAAAGACAUUACAGACAGUUAUGAUUCCAACUGGUUUCUUCAGCUGUUAUCUACACAAGAUCUUUUUGAAAUGACCAGUAAAGAGUUCCCCGUAGUGGCUGAAGUCAUAGAAGCGCCCCAAGGAAACCAGCUACCCAGAAACGUUUUACAACCUGGGAAAACCAUUGUGAUCCACAAAAAGUGCCAGGCAUCAAGGAUCUUAGCUUCAGAAAUUAGAAGCAAUUUUCCUAAAAGACACUUCUUGAUCCCCCCUAGCUAUAAAGGCAAAUUCAAGCGGCGACCUCGGGAGUUCCCAACCCCCUAUGACCUUGGGAUAGCAAAGAGUGAAAAGGAGCCUCUCCACGUGGUGGCCACCAAAGCCUUUCAUUCCCCCCAUGACGAGCUGUCAUCUGUAUCUGCCGGGGACCAGUUUCUAGUGCAACACUCACAGACGACGGAAGUCCUCUGUGAAGGGAUCAAAAAAGUGGUGAACGUUCUGGCUUGUGAAAAAAUCCUCAAAAAAUCCUAUGAGGCAGCACUGCUCCCUUUGUACAUGGAAGGAGGUUUUGUAGAAGUGAUUCAUGAUAAGAAGCAGUACCAGAUUUCUGAGCUCUGUGCACAGUUCCACUUGCCCUUCAAUGUGAAGGUUUCUGUGAGAGAUCUUUUCACUGAAGAAGACAUUUUGGCCGCUACACCAGGACUACGGCUGGAGGAAGCUAUCACAGACUCUUAUCUACUCAUAAGUGACUUUGCCAACCCCAAGGAGUGCUGGGAAAUUCCUGCUGGCCGCGUGAAUAUGACUGUUCAGUUAGUUAAUAAUUUGUCUGGGGAUCCAGGAUCAUUUCUAGUCAAGACUCUGGUUGAAGAGAUCCCUGAAGAACAGUAUUAUAUGAUGCGGAGAUAUGAAAACUCUUUCUCGUACCCCCCACCUCGCCCUCCCAAACAUCCCUCCGUGGAGGAAACAAAGUUAAGCCUGCUCAACUUAGCAGAAGAAAAGACAGUGGGUCUGCCCAAGUCUCCCAAGAGUCUCCAUGUAGACAGAUCCAAGAAACUGCACUCAAGUCAAGCUGGCCUGGAUUCCAAAGUACCAGUUGGUUGUCAAAAUGAUUUGGCUGAUCUGGAGAAAGAGAAGAGAAAGACUGGGAAAACUGCAGUAGCAGGCACCAGUGCAACCACAGAAAUUUUCAAAAAUGAAAAACGUCAAAAAUAAUGAGAUGUGACUGAAGCCACUUGGGCAGUGAACAUAAAUGUUCACAAUGGAAAAGCAAGCCUAGCCUUCUAGCUGAAAAAACAGCUAUUCCCCAGUGAACCCCAGAAGAAACUUGACUGGCCACUGCAAAGGAGAAAACAACCUUAAAAGUUUUAACAGGUAAAACUUAAAGAGCAACCUGUGAUAUGGAAUUCACAUAGUCUAUUCUGCUGUGCCGAAAUCUAUGUGCAUUGUUUUAUUGUUACUUAGGACAUGUUUAUUUAAUGUGCACACUUUUUUGUGGUUCUCAUUCCCACUGCUGACAAUUAAGCAAUUGGAAAUUAAUUUUAUAUUUUAGUUUCCGAGUAAAACCAGUUGAAAAUAAAAGCUCACCAAAUAUUUUCAUUUUUCUCAAUUUGUUUUACCUCUUUUUAGUGUUACCAUCGUUACUGUUAAAAAUAACAAAAAAAUAAUUAGAUCUGAGAAUGAUCUAAAAUAAUCAGGUUUCUUAUCUGAUUCCCUUGGAGCUGUGGAAAUGAGUUUGACUUCACAUUUUCAUUUUGUUUUAGAAAUACAUGGUGAGUAAGUGUGUUUGAGACUUGACAGCCAAAGCCAUUGUUAGUUACAGGAAUUUUCCAUUACUUUCUCCCCUGUCCCCUAAUAACCAGAGUUCAUUACUGCAAUAUCACCGAAGAUCUGAUAAUAUGCCUUAUUAUUUUAUGUACUGUACACUAGAUAACUCUUUAGAUAAAUGUUUAUUAGGAUAGUAGGAAAGCCAUUUCAUUUAUUUAUUAUUUAUGUAUUAAGUAUACAGGUACAACAUUAUUUUGCCUCUAACAAAAUGAAGAGACAGAGAAUUAUACAGGAAUUUAAUUGCCAGCUUUGGACUUGGUUCACAGGUUGUACUCUAUACAAAAAUUUACGUAAUCUCAUAUCUCAUAAUUAUUUUACAUUAUGUAUAGAAAUUAUUCAUUGGUUUAGUACUAAAGAGUUUCUGAAGAUAACAAAUCAUGAAAAACUUUUCAACAGAAAAAAAUUACAGUUAGAAAUCUUUCAUACAAUGUUUAUAUUUCUGAUUUAGCUUACUUUUUGUAUCUUUUUUUUCUUCCUUUUUCAGUGGAAAUGAACCCUGAUUUCCAAUACCCUAAGGAUUAUUUAGGGAUUUGAUGUGGUAAUAUAUUGUUAUUUAUGAUUUCUAAAAUUUUCUGAGAUGGUUUAACUUUUAUUUAUUUUGCUUGUUUGCGCCCAUAAGAACAAAAACUUUUAAAAGUUUAUGUCCCCAUAUUUGAUUAUUGAAGUCCACUGAGAAUCCUUUCUCAACAACCUUGGCAAACUCAUAGAACUCAUUGGCCAGUUUGUUAUUUUUCAAAGAAUAAUGAAAGCCUAGUAUUUUUAUUUGGUAUAUGAGAACAAUUAAAUCUGUGCUUUUAGUAGGUACAGUUCUUUCAUUAGAAAAUCUAGAGAAUGUAUGUCUUAGUUUGGUCGUAAGUCAUCCAGAGCUUUCUAGUGGAAAUUAUAUAUAACAUUUCUAACAAUGUAAUUCCUUUUAUGUACUGUGCUUCCAGCUCUCUUGAAUUUGAAAGGUGUAAUAAACUUCAUGUUCAUCUAUGGAAGAUUUUGGGAGGUUGAAAAUAAAUCUUCUUUCGCGUGUG